AUGGACUGGAGCUUGGAGUUUAUAGGAUUGACACCUCGAAAUGCAUUUGAUGAAACUCCACUCCAUCGUGCUGCCGCCGGAGACAGCGUAGGUGCUAUUCGAGCUCUGGCUACUCGCAGCUACUACUGUUACGUGGACAACGGAGAUCAGUACGGUCGAACUCCUCUCUGGCACGCGGCUGCUGCUGGCGCUCUCAAGGCUAUUACGGCCCUAAUUCGAUUGGGUGCAUCUGUCGACUUGACGGAUGACUUGGGAAGGAGUCCGCUGCACGCAGCCUCUAGAGGAGGACACCAUGAAGCCGUCUCCCUGCUUCUCGAAAUGGGCGCA
Molecule: messenger RNA, 327 nt
Organism: Trichoderma harzianum CBS 226.95
Lineage: Eukaryota; Fungi; Ascomycota; Sordariomycetes; Hypocreales; Hypocreaceae
Exons: 1
Molecular function (GO): protein binding
Source: RefSeq, a predicted model, not a curated record